Messenger RNA from Cajanus cajan (pigeon pea), 3223 nucleotides. Its product is annotated as kinesin-like protein KIN-UB. The record is from RefSeq and is a predicted model, not a curated record. Gene Ontology annotation, biological process: mitotic spindle assembly; microtubule-based movement; spindle elongation. Gene Ontology annotation, cellular component: mitotic spindle; spindle microtubule. Gene Ontology annotation, molecular function: microtubule binding; plus-end-directed microtubule motor activity; ATP binding. Lineage: Eukaryota; Viridiplantae; Streptophyta; Magnoliopsida; Fabales; Fabaceae.
UCGACACUUACGGACACGUUUUCUGCGCAUCCCUCACUCACCUUUUUAUUAUUAUUUUUUUAUUUUUAUAAAAAAUUUAUCGUUGCUUUUUGAACUACGAAACCAAAUGAAAUGCUUCAAAAGCACCGUCACAAACACCAACACUGCCAUUUGAAUUUUCCACAACCGCUGCCAUGGCUUACCGAAACGGCGUCGCUCUCGCUCAGAGAGGAACCGCCGUCAAGUUCGACCGUCCAAACCACCUCCGAACGCCGUCGCUCAAGCCUCGCCUCCCUCACUCGCCGGGAUCCGCCCUCCGCCGCUCCGCCGCCGCCACAACCGGAGACGGAGUGCCUGGAAGAGUUCGAGUGGCUGUAAGGUUGAGACCUCGAAAUACUGAAGAAAGGAUGGCUGAUGCUGAUUUUGCUGACUGUGUUGAAUUACAGCCCGAGCUUAAAAGACUGAAACUCCGGAGAAACAAUUGGGAUUCAGAUACUUAUGAGUUUGAUGAAGUGCUUACUGAAUUUGCAUCCCAGAAGCGUGUAUAUGAAGUUGUAGCUAAGCCAGUUGUUGAGAGUGUUCUCGAUGGUUACAAUGGAACUGUGAUGGCUUAUGGUCAAACUGGAACGGGCAAAACUUUUACUCUUGGACAAUUGGGGGAGGAAGAUAUCUCUGAUCGUGGUAUCAUGGUUCGUUCCAUGGAGGAUAUCUUAGCCAACACAUCUACAGAAACUGAUUCUGUCACUGUGUCAUAUCUACAGCUUUACAUGGAGACUCUCCAGGACUUGCUUAAUCCAGCAAAUGAUAAUAUUCCCAUUGUGGAAGAUCCAAAAACUGGUGAUGUGUCUUUGCUUGGGGCUACUCUUGUGGAAAUCAAGGAUCAGCAAAGUUUCUUGGAGUUGCUAAGAGUAGGGGAAGCCCAUCGAAUUGCUGCCAACACAAAGUUGAAUGCUGAAUCUUCUCGUAGUCAUGCUAUACUGAUGGUACAUGUUAAGAGGUCUGUUGUGGAUAGUGAAGAUGUUGUUUCCACUGAAAAUAAUGAUGCCUCUCGCUUGACUAAACUUUCAAAACCAGUCAUUCGAAAGAGCAAGUUGGUUGUGGUAGAUUUGGCAGGAUCAGAGCGUAUCCAUAAGUCAGGAAGUGAAGGGCACAUGCUAGAGGAAGCUAAAUCCAUCAAUCUUUCACUUAGUGCAUUGGGAAAAUGUAUUAAUGCACUAGCAGAAAACAAUGCUCAUGUUCCAUUUCGUGAUUCAAAGCUUACUAGGUUGCUCAGAGAUUCCUUUGGAGGAACAGCAAGAACUUCAUUGAUUGUUACUAUUGGCCCAUCUCCACGUCAUCGAGGAGAGACUUCUAGUACUGUAUUGUUUGGCCAAAGGGCUAUGAAAGUUGAGAACAUGCUGAAAAUAAAGGAGGAGUUUGAUUAUAAAAGUCUGUCUCGGAGGCUUGAGGUACAAUUAGAUAACCUUAUUGCAGAAAAUGAAAGGCAGCAGAAGGCUUUUGAGGAUGAAAUUGAAAGAAUAAAUUUGGAGGCACAAUGUCGUAUAUCCGAGGUUGAGAGAAAAUUUGCAGAUGCAUUAGAGAAAGAGAGAUUGAAAUGCCAGAUGGAGUACAUGGAGUCAGUUAAGCAGCUGGAACAGAAGUUGGUGUCAAAUGAGGAAAGACAUGGCAACAAUUGUUUUGUGGAUGGUUGUAGAGAGGGCCCAAGACAAUCUUCUGUGGAUGAAGUUGUUGAGAUCAAAAUGCUGUUUGAAAAUGAAUGCAAUAGGAGAAAGGCAGUGGAAGCAGAGGUAGAACAUCUAAAAUAUCUAAUGGGGAAACACACACAGAGAGAGGCAGGAGGGGAUGCAGAGGUUAUAAAGGUUCACAGCGUUCUGGGGGAUGAAACUAAUCAGAAAAAGAAACUUGAAGAAGAAAUAAUAAUAUUAAGAAGUCAAUUGUUGCAAUUGAACUUUGAAGCUGAGCAGAUGAGAAGAUGUUUGGGAAGUGAAAGCUCUGUAAAUGCAUCCUCUGCCAUGGAUUCUUCAAUGUCUCAUGUUAGGCAUUCUCAACUCAAAGAGACUGGGAAUGGACAGAAGGCAUCUGUUGCUGCACUCUUUGAGCAAGUUGGAUUGCAAAAGAUUUUGUCGUUCCUGGAGUCAGAUGAUCCCAAUGUUCGGAUUCAUGCUGUUAAAGUGGUGGCCAACCUUGCGGCGGAAGAGGUGAAUCAAAAAAGUAUUGUUGAAGCUGGUGCUCUUACUUCCUUGCUGAUGCUUCUUAGAAGAUAUGAGGAUGAAACUGUUCACAGAGUAGCAGCAGGGGCAAUUGCCAAUCUUGCCAUGAAUGAAGCCAAUCAAGAACUUAUAAUGGCUGAAGGGGGAAUCACUCUGUUGUCAAUGACUGCAUCAGAUGCUGAAGAACCACAAACUCUUCGAAUGGUUGCUGGUGCCAUAGCUAACCUAUGUGGAAAUGAUAAAAUAUUGAUGAAGUUGAGAUCCCAGGGAGGUAUUAAGGCUUUAUUGGGAAUUGUAAGAUGUGGACAUCCUGAUGUUCUUUCACAAGUUGCACGAGGAAUUGCCAACUUUGCCAAAUGCGAAUCUCGAGCUUCUAGUCAAGGGAUGAAAAGUGGUAGAUCCUUUUUGAUAGAAGAUGGUGCACUUCCAUGGAUAGUACAGAAUGCUAACAAUGAAGCUGUACCAAUAAGGCGUCACACUGAACUUGCACUUUGCCACAUGGCACAGCAUGAAGUGAAUGCAAAAGACAUGAUCAGUGGAGGUGCCCUUUGGGAGCUUGUCCGAAUUUCAAGGGAUUGUACGCGAGAGGACAUAAGGAAUCUUGCUCGCCGGACUCUCAAUACUAUCCUACCAUUCAAAUCUGAAUUGCGGCGAUUACGCAUAGACUGUUGAUGUUGAUGGCAUAUCUUUCCAGGGAUUGUUCUUAUGUUGUUCUUGGUCCACUGCUGAUGAGACUGAUCCACUUAUAUUACAAAAUUAUUUUGAAUGGAGCAUUUGGUGAGUUGUAUACCUUGCUAGUUUUGGGUAAGAUAAGCAGGGUUUGGUAGGUACUUUUGUGGUUUCUAGUCAUCACUGAUCUAGAAUGUCACGUAUGUAAAUAGAGGGGGAAGAGAUGAAGAGAGAUGUUGAAGGUAUGUUACGUUCAAUCAUACAUGGUGUAAUCAAACUUUGAUUGCCCGAAAUCCACAUGGAGCUGUCAAUAUUGUAUUUGACUUGUGCAAGUAAUGAAAAUCCUUACUGAUAUUAUUUUGGUA